Sphenostylis stenocarpa is the source of this 1068-nucleotide messenger RNA. NCBI's taxonomy places the organism in Eukaryota, Viridiplantae, Streptophyta, Magnoliopsida, Fabales, Fabaceae. The record is from the annotation of a GenBank genome assembly.
AUGGACUUUAUUGACUGUUGGCUUGAUUACGGGCCUGCUGUUGGUUGUAGGGGUUUGAUCCCUCUUAAGUCCAUUUUCCCAUGCCUCCUUCCCUGGUCUCAUACAUACAGGAAAAAGAAGACUUCUCUUACAUUACUUCCUAGGUAUGUUUGGGGAUCCGGUGUUGGGAUGGCAAGAGUUGGUAGCAGGAAGCGAAGUCAACAUUCUCAUGAUGCAAAGUUUGGCACUCGGGAGAAUGAAGAAAAUGAUUCAGAUACAGCUUAUUCUGACAAAGCCCACAAAGGUCAACCCUGUUCAAAGGUGACUAAUCCAAAUGAGCUCAAGAAAAAUUCAGAUCAAGUUUCUUCUGCUGACCUACCCCAUUCAAAACCAAGAGUUCAUUCAGAGGAUCCAUCUGGAAAGGGAGCAGUGAUAUCUGCAUAUGAGUUGCAAAAGAGCAAGGAGGAUGAUGAUGCUAAACGUUUCACUGACUCUCCAGCUCGCCAUGACAAUGGAAGCAAUAGGAGUGGCACUGACUCUACCCAUCGAAGCCAGGGAAUAGGUUCUGCUGAGAACCGAAGAAGACCUUCAAGACAAACUACUGGAUCUGAACACAACAUUGACCGUUCACCCCUGCAUCGCCAAGCAAAAACCCCUGGCAGAGAUAGUCCUUCUUGGGAAGUAAAAAAUUCGUAUGAGAGCAGCCAUGGUACCCCAGGAAGGUCCCGGCUAAGACCAUCUAACCGAGGGGAUGAAACUCCUGAUAAAGGUGCUGCUGUUCCAAAGUUUGGUGAGUGGGAUGAGAGCAACCCUGCAUCAGCUGAUGGCUACACUCAUAUUUUCAACAAAGUGCGGAAGGAGAAGCAGGUGGGGGCUGGACAUAUGCCAGGAACGCCUAAUGCUAGACAAUAUGCUGCUCGGAACCAACCUGCUGAUGACAAAGCUCAGGUACGCCUGCAACUUCUAGUUGCUGCUUUUGCUGGGGGAAAAAAUGAUAUAUGUGAAAGUGUGAAUUAUAACAUGAAGAGAAUAGAUAAAAAUAGGGUUGGGCAUGUCUUGAGCAGGGACACUCUGCGUGCAAGAUUGUGA